Aspergillus melleus is the source of this 792-nucleotide messenger RNA. Its product is annotated as protease B nonderepressible form. Bases 1 to 792 code for a protein of 263 amino acids. Gene Ontology annotation, molecular function: mannosyltransferase activity. Lineage: Eukaryota; Fungi; Ascomycota; Eurotiomycetes; Eurotiales; Aspergillaceae. Gene Ontology annotation, biological process: GPI anchor biosynthetic process; protein processing. The transcript has 4 exons. Gene Ontology annotation, cellular component: glycosylphosphatidylinositol-mannosyltransferase I complex. The record is from RefSeq and is a predicted model, not a curated record.
AUGCGCCGCAGAAUCACCUUCGUUCAACGUCCCGACUCACCCUUCGAUCUCGACCAGGCCCAGUUAUCUAAAGACGCGCUUUCCGUGCGUCAGGUGCUCGCUGCUCGUGAGGAGAGGGUCACGUUGGGCGUUGAGGAGGUUGCGGAGGAGAAGAUUCGAGAUGUGUUGGAACAAUCGCAUCAGUUGCAUGUUCGGUGGGCUAGUGAGGAGGUCUUUGAUGCUGUGACGCCGUUUUCGAGUCGUGUGGCGCCCGGGUUGCAUGUGCUGUGGACGCCGAGGGAGGGAGGGAGUGAGACACACUCGCUAUGUGCAUUGUUGAAAGAGGUGUUUGAUGAUGGAUUGAAGUGUUCGAGUCCUGAGACUUCAUUUGUCACACCCCCGGUCCUCUCGACGCGGUUCGCAGCCACCGCCGCAUACCAAUAUCACGCAUUGCUUCCCUCGCUCGAUAAUCUCGUCUCUUAUAUUCAGAAGAAACUCUGUGUCGGGUCAGGCUCCGACGAAUGUCUCCGCCAAGCGGCGUCGUUGACCUCCGCGGACUCACUCGAUAUCAACUACGAUAGUAUCUCUCAUGCCUUGACGUUAACGGGGUACUGGUCUCGUUCACCGGACGGGGGAUGGACGGAACAGAUCCGGAAACCGGCUGCCGGGGCUGGUCAGGUCGAAGUUGGGCUUCUCAGCACCGAUAAGGCCGUUGAGCCAGAGGAGAUCAAGAUGGGUGGGUUGUUGGGGGUUAUUGGGUCGGAUGAUAAAUUGAGUAUGUCGGAUUGCUACUCCUAUCUCUGGCUGUAUUGA